UUUCAUAGAUUCUCUGUCGUGUUAGAAAAUACAAGUAAUCUUCAAGAUCAGGAACGAGAAAACAACUUAUUUUUCAUAUUUUACAGCCUGAUGGUGCUGGUUAGAUAUUCUCUUAAAUUCUUGCUCGGUAACAACAGACUAAAUAAUCAAAUAAUGGUUUUAGCAUCUUCUCUGAUAAUAAGAUGUGCAUUUGUGGCGCGCAGCUGUGCAGCGUGCAAACUUAUUUUGGCUUUGACGUCAGGUGAGUGAAACACACCCCAUCAUCCUGAUCCGGAGUCUGCUGAGGUGCGCAAUCAGCGCGCCGCUCGGUCCGCCCGGACACUGCAGUGUGGGUUACCGUGCCAUCGCUGCAGCUGCUCGUUCCCGACACCACGUCCCGCGGCAGACUUCACGGAUCCGGGGAGAACAGGGGAGAGGGAAGCGCUUGAAAGCCAUGGCCGAGUCCAACCCGCUGCGGGGCUUCCCCCGUCUGCGCCGGGCCGCGACCUCAUUUCCAGGCAACCUGCAUUUGGUCUUGGUGCUCCGCCCCACCGGCUUGUUAAGCACCACCCCCAGUCCAUCUUCAAGCACCGACCUGGGCUUUCGCUUCAGCCAGGAUGACUUCCUGUUAAAGAUGCCGGUGGUGAUGCUGCGUUCGGUCGGUGACCUGCUGCGCUACAUCGAUGAAAACCACCUGACAUCAGACUUCACUGCGAAAGUGGAGUAUUGCCAAAGUGACUGGAUCGUCCUCCGCACGGCCAUUGAGACAUUUGCAGUGACAGUGAAGGAGAUUGCUCAGCUGCUGCAGGGCUUCGGCUCAGAGUUGUCUGAGAUCGAACUUCCAGACGAAGCUAACGCAAUCGAGUUCCUGCUGCACUCACACACACACCGAUACCGACAGAUGAAGGACGAUAUCCGUAAUGUGCUGAAAGAGGGACGUCUGCUGCUGUCGAACCUGGAAACUGUCAAGGCCUCUAAGAGAGAUAUAGAGGACGAGAGGGACAUAAGAGUAGACAUGGACACUGUUCAGAGGCUCCUGGCCCAGCUCAGAGACAUGGAGGAGGCGUUCGAUGGCUUCUUCGAGAAACACCACCUGAAGCUGCAGCAGUACCUUCAGCUGCUGCACUAUGAACUGAGUUUCCAGCAGAUGGAUGAGGUGCUGGAGAGGCUUACUAACCAGGAGAAGGACAUUGCCUUUGUGGGGACCACAGUGGUUCAGACUGAACAACUGUUGAGAGACCUGGAGAUGCUGGACGCAUAUGCUCAGGAAGAGAUGGCUCGUGCCCAGGUGGUGAUCCUUCAUGGUCACCAGUUGGCCGCCAACCACCACUACGCCCUGGCACUCAUCGUCCAGCGCUGCAAUGAGCUGCGUCAUCACUGUGAUGUCAUCACUACUGCCAUACGCACCAAGCGGGCCUCGCUCAAUCGAGCACGAGACCUGCUGCUCCGCCUAGAAGGGGCCCUUCGGUGGUGUGAUGAAGGCGCCUAUCUUCUGGCGAGUCAGAUGGUGGACAGAUUCCAAACCAGAGAAGGCGCUCAGGAGGCGCUGCAGGUCCUAAGCUGUCACCAGGAGAGGGCGCCAUCCGCACUUAAAAACAACCAGGACACUCUGAGCCUGGAGUUUGAAGCCACACUCACCCCACAGCUGCAGUCCCAAAUCUCCAUGGUGACAGAGAAGCUGAACUCAGUACAGUCCAUGAUCAGAAACAGAGAGCAGUGUCUGAGGAAGUUGGCGGAUGUACAGGUCAGACCAAUCCAGCUAGUGGCCCCCAGGCCCGAACCCGACCAGACCUGGCAGCGCUGCAAAUCACCCCUCUUUUCCCCCAAACAUGUUGUAGACUUUAACGUCCUGAACUCCAAGUUCUCCUUUGACCUGCUUCCUGGCAAGAGAGCUGCGAGGAGGAACAACAGCCAACGCAAGAUCGAGGUCAUGCAUGAUUUCCAAGGCAACCGCAGCUGUCUCUAUGGUCCCACCCCUGAAACGGAUUCAGAGGCAGAAGACAAUCCAGAGCAGGUCACACGCCAUAUUAUGAAGGAACUGAUCGCUACAGAGAGGAUCUAUGUAGAUGAGCUGCUCUCUGUCCUUCUGGGCUACAGGGCAGAAAUGGAGGACCCAUCCAUGUCUAAUCUUCUUCCUUCAGCUCUACGCAGCCAGAAGGACGUUUUAUUUGGCAACAUGCCAGAGAUUUACCAGUUCCACAGCAGGAUCUUCCUCCAAGAUCUGCAGGGUUGCCUGGAGACACCAGAGAGGGUGGGAGCUUGUUUCCUGCAACGGAAAGAGAAGUUCCAGGUGUAUGAGCGUUACUGCCAAAACAAGCCUCGCUCUGAGUUGCUAUGGAGACAGUGCUCUGAUUCGCCCUUCUUUCAGGAAUGCCAGAAGAAGCUGGACCACAAGCUGGGUCUGGACUCUUACCUCCUGAAACCAGUCCAACGCCUCACCAAGUACCAGCUGCUACUCAAGGAGCUGUUGAAACACUGUAGGGAGGAGCGAUACUGCUUUGAACUCCAGGAGGCUCUGGACUCGAUGCUGGAGCUGCUGAAGUCUGUCAAUGACUCCAUGCAUCAGAUAGCCAUCACUGGAUAUCAGGGUGACCUCAGCCAGCUGGGCAGAGUGGUGUUGCAGGGAGGCUUCAGUGUGUGGAUCAGCCAUAAGAGGGCAGCUGUGCGAAUGAAGGAGCUGGCCAGGUUCAAGCCCAUGCAGAGACAUCUCUUCCUCUACGAACACGCCCUUCUCUUCUGCAAGCGUAGAGACGAGGACGCUCAUGACAGGACGCCCUUUUACAGCUUCAAAUCCUGCCUCAGAAUGAGUGCAGUGGGAAUCACAGAAAAUGUGAAAGGAGAUGUGAAGAAAUUCGAAAUCUGGUACAGUGGCAGAGAAGUAGUGUACAUAGUUCAGGCUCCCACAUUGGAGAUCAAAGUCGCCUGGCUGACAGAGAUUCGAAAAAUUCUCACGAACCAGCUGAGACUGCGUCAAGAUGAGGCUCCUUCUCUUCCACUUUCAGACAAUCCUCUCUCUGACAGUACAUCAGAGAUGUGUGUGUCGUGGGGCGGAGCGUCGGUGGGAGGCUGCUCAGCCUGUCUCCCUGUUCCUCACAGCUACUCUGCAACAAACCACUCCCACAGGCACCGGGGGGAUGAGUCAACUCACAGUAGCCCCGCCCACUCAGACCCUGUGGUUCACUCACCUCGACGCACUUGGCCAGUCCCUGCCCACUCAGUGGCAAUCUGUGACGGCCUGGAGGACUGGGGUGCAGCAACAGACCUCUCUAACUUAUCAGACUCAGACGAGGAGGAUCAGCCCGCUCCACUGGUGGCGGGCAGGUACAGGGUCAUGGUAGAGAGCAGCAUGGCCAGCACGGAUGACAUCAUCUUUAACAGUGGGGAUGUCAUCCAGCUGCUGCAUGAGGAAUUGUCGGGAAUGUGGAUGGUGAGGAAUGUAAGUCGUGGCGAAGAAGGCCGUGUUCUGUCUGAGGACCUGCACAGGAUUCUGGGAGAGACCUGCUAAGAGCCAAUCAGAACCGUGGAUAGAUGUGUUCCAUUCUCCUCCUGUUUUAGUCACUUUUUUGGCUCAACCUUUUCUCCGACUAACACACUCUUAACAUCCUGACCAAAAGGGGGCAUCUGACUCUGUAAAGACGUUCAUCAGAUCAUCAGAUUGAAACACAUCAACCACAUAUUUUACUCUUCAAACUACUGUGACACUUUCACCUCAGAAGGCUGUAAACUACAGAACGGACCUCAGAAGACUGUACCCAAUGCAAAGCACAUACUAUGUGGGACCUCACAGAUCCGGCGCCUUCUUUUUGUUUAUCUAUAUUUUCAAUUGUAAUACAGUAGAUUAUUUUGGGUCAUAACUAAAGAUGGCUUUUAUUCAUACGUACAGAAUGGACUUUUGUUGAAGACUUCAGGUUUUAUCCUUUCUAUUUUCUUAUGAAAUAUCACAGAAAUCAUGCAUAUGCCUACAGACAUAUCAUUACUGUUCAUAUGUGCCAAAACGCUCAGAUAAUUAUUGUGGCUUCUUUUUGUAUAACACCGUCCAUUAUGGAAAACAGGUUUACCUCGCAUUGUCAUUGUUUUCCAUGAAUUUAAACCUUUCUUACAGCAGCCAGCUACGUCACCAGAGGGUAUGAAUGUGAUUUUGACAUAUGCUUAAAAUCGCAUUAAGGGGACUCCUUCGUAGCGGUUUGUUUUGCCACUCACUGGUGUUGGUUCAGGAUGUAUGUGAAAAUGUCAUUGCAUACCUUCUAUAGAUCUUCUUCAGCACAUCAUAGCAGGAAAAGAAAAAAAACAGGUGUAAUUAAUUAUGUCACAAUAUUGGCUUCUCGCAAUAUAGCCUCGGUCCUGUGUGCAUGGCGCCUCAGUGGGAAAUUUCAAAGGAGCAGAGCCAUCGUUAAUGUUAUUAGUUCCUCCUGUGCUUCUCCUGCUAUGACGAUUGAAAAU
Messenger RNA from Dicentrarchus labrax (European seabass), 4419 nucleotides. RefSeq names its product proto-oncogene DBL (gene mcf2b). The transcript has 26 exons. Gene Ontology annotation, cellular component: cytoplasm. Lineage: Eukaryota; Metazoa; Chordata; Actinopteri; Moronidae. The coding region runs from base 434 to 3484 and encodes 1016 amino acids. The record is from RefSeq and is a predicted model, not a curated record. Gene Ontology annotation, biological process: dendrite development. Gene Ontology annotation, molecular function: guanyl-nucleotide exchange factor activity.